Molecule: messenger RNA, 5560 nt
Organism: Anolis carolinensis (green anole)
Lineage: Eukaryota; Metazoa; Chordata; Lepidosauria; Squamata; Anolidae
Gene: riox2
Product: ribosomal oxygenase 2
Exons: 10
Coding region: 162-1568 (468 amino acids)
Cellular component (GO): nucleolus
Molecular function (GO): histone H3K4 demethylase activity; histone H3K36 demethylase activity
Source: RefSeq, a predicted model, not a curated record
CUUAACCCAAAGCCUCGCCCUCCAUUUCGUCAGAGGCGGGCAAAAGCAACAAGUCGCCUCCAUAGCAGGGUCGGGGGAAGAGAAGGAAGAGGAGGUUCCUCCUGACAGGAAACCACUCUUUCUUUCUUCUCACGCCGUCCUCCCUCCCGGGCAUCAGGAUUAUGCCUAAGAAAUUAGAGAGACGAUCUGGAACUGAGAGGGAACAACAUUUACCAUGCAAACAAGCCAAACUGGAAACUGCUAGCCAUGAGCUUUGGAAGUAUGACCAUCCACAGGAUGUAUUUGAGGAUUUGAUUUCACCUAUCAAGCAAGAUGAAUUUUUUAGAGAGUACUGGGAGAAAAAGCCAUUGGUACUUCAUAGAGAUGACCCUACUGUGGCAUCUUACUAUUCGUCACUGUUUCAGUUAACUGACUUGGAAGGCAUAGUCAAGCAUGGUUUAUAUUAUGGAAAGGACAUUAACGUUUGCAAGAGUAUUAAUGGGAAAAAGAAGGUUUUUAACAAAGAUGGCAAAGUCAGCUAUGCACAGCUGAAGAAGGAUUUUGAUCAGAAAAAGGCAACAAUACAAUUUCAUCAACCUCAGAGAUUUAAGAAUGAGCUCUGGAAAAUCCAGGAGAAAUUGGAAUGCUUCUUUGGCUCGUUGGUUGGAUCUAAUAUUUACAUAACUCCUCCAGGGUCCCAAGGCCUCCCUCCACACUAUGAUGAUAUUGAGGUGUUUAUCUUGCAGCUCGAAGGAGAAAAGCACUGGAGGCUAUACAAACCCACUAUACCUCUAGCUCAACAAUACAAUGCUGAGCCUGAGGACAAAAUUGGGGCUCCAACACACAACUUCAUAUUAAAGCCAGGAGACUUGUUAUAUUUUCCAAGAGGAACUAUUCAUCAAGCUGCCACACCUCCUGGUAUAGCUCAUUCUACCCAUGUGACUAUCAGCACCUAUCAGAACCACUCUUGGAGAGAUUUCUUCUUGGAUGUAGUUCCUGGGCUUAUUUUGGAUAUGGCAAAAGAAGACAUAGAGUUUCGGAAAAGCAUUCCAAGGCAAUUAUUGAUGAAGGUGGAUUUGUCUGAUUCAUCAAGGCAAUUAAGUGGCUUCCUGAGAUGCCUUGCAGACCGUCUAGAAGAAAACGGCAAGGAACUGAAGUCAUCUGAUAUGAAAAAAGAUUUUAUUAUGAACAGAUUACCUCCUUUCCUGGGGCCUACCUUUGACCCUUUGACUUCAGGUGGACCACUACCAAAGUUGAGCAGCACAGUCAGAUUACGUUUUAAAGACUAUACAGUAAUUACAGUGGAACCAGAACAAGACCAUUUGAAUAAUUCACUUAAAGAAAUGGUGUUUGUGUAUCACUGCUUAAAGAACAAGAGGGAAACCCAUAUGAUGGGAGAAGAGAAUACUGAUGAGGAAGGAAUCGUGGAGUCGUCCGGGUUACGGUUUCCCCUUUCCCAUAUGGAUGCACUGAAACAAAUUUGGAAUUCUGAUACUGUCUGUGUGGAAGAGCUGAGUCUGUCUUCAGAUGCUGAAAAAGAGACCUUGGUGAUCUCACUGUGGAGUGAAUGCCUAAUUGAAGUAAUAUGAAGGCACAAGCCAGCCAAAAUUAAGUUGUCUUCCCCAGGGAAAGAGUAAAGUAUACACUUGAAUCUGUUAAAGCAAAAUCUAGCCAAAGCAAAAAAUCUGUUGCUGCGCACAAAAAGCAAACGGUUAUCUUUGGUGUACAGAAAGACUCAUUUUUACGUAUUUCUUGUACAUAACAGUAGGCUUGCGAAAAAAGUGAAUGGAAUGGUCUGAAAUCCAUAUAUUCUAAAGAUUUGUGUAUGGGCUGACACAUAAAAAUGCAUCUAAAGAAUAUUUGCCGGAAUCCUGAUUUACCUGUUUUGUUAUGUAACUACAUAGCUGAGGGGCUAAGACACCCAUUUAUUGAGUUGGGAAGGUAUGUAAUGGUACACUGUUCCCUUAUUUGAUAUAGAUGAUGUUAUGCAGCUGAGCAAUUUUGAUUUCUGCAGAGGGAAGUCCACUUCUGAUGAUAUCCCAAAGAGGAUUGUGGCAAUAGUUUUAUUUCUUGAAAUGCACAUAGGAGGAAGCUUUGCCUCAUAUAACUGAUUAGUUAUGUUAAAAUAAGGUGGAUUUUUGUUGUCACAGCCAAGUUAUCUGCUUAAAUUGCAGAUAGCAAUAUAGUCUGUAAAACCGAAAAUCUCAGUUUUUGAUGAAAUAAUAAUUUCACUUAGGUGCUACUACAUGGUACAAUACGUAGAACUAGCCAGCAUACUGUACGUCCUUUGUACCGAUACUUACCUAGUGAUGCAAAUAAGGUGCGUUUUCUAAUCAGUGAGUGGUAAAGCCGAAAGCACAAAAAUUCAUUUUUGUUGUAUUAUGCAAGUUUUUUUUUUCUCUUGGAAAUUGCGUUAUAUAAAACCUAUAUACCCAUUUGCCGUGAGUCAGAUUUUUCCACUUUCUUUUUGUUUCAUGAUCUCACCAAUACAGAAGCUAUUUGCUAUGCUUGUUUUAUACAUUCAAGUCGUUGUGUACGUUCAAGUUGUAUGUUAUUAUGCUGUCACAUGGUUUGACAAGGGGGAAUUUACCAUUGCCCUACUCUGUGGUUGAGAGAGUGACUUUCUAUGGCUGAGCAGGGAUUUAAAGCUUUAUCUCCUUUAGAUUUUUUUGUGUAGGUUCUAUAGCUGCUCUCAGUUAUAGUGAGUGUGAAAGUGUUAUUGAGGAAUUAGAAUUUAGAAUAUAUAUAUAUAUAUAUAUAUAUAUAUAUAUAUAUAUAUAUAGAGAGAGAGAGAGAGAGAGAGAGAGAGAGAGAGAGAGAGAGAGAGAGCAGGCUAACACAUCAGUAGUAAAAGUGUGUUUUACAUAUACAUCUAUAAGUAUGUUUCACUAUUGUAUUAUGUGGAAUGGUCUGGUCUCUCUUGCAGUUGUCUCUGUUCUGAAGUUCCUGGACAUUCAUUCCACAUGUCCUAUCUCACUGUGCAGAUUACAUAUAUAAAAAGUGAUUAGUUUGAUAGUGAAAUAAAUUCAACUUUCCAUAAAUAAAAGGCAAAAUAAUUUUAAUUCAGUUCUACUGAGAAGUAUUGUGUGAAUAUGCUAUGCAUAAGAUCACUUCUGAUAACAUGUGAUAAUGGGUUUUGAAUCUUCAUGACCUACUUUUUAAAAGAUAUGUUUAAAAUGGUUUGCAUUCUGUAAUAGCACUCAUGCAAUGAACUGGACAAAAGAAAAUUCUUCCUUCCAGCAUAGUAUAUAAUUCAUUAACCUUUACAAUAGGACCAGGCAACUAUUGGAGCCUAGGUGGCUGAUUAGACCCCCAGGAGACUGGGGACAGCUGCAUUCACUUUCCUGCUUCUGAAAAAUAUUUUAUGCCCCCAAAUUUUCUCUAGGAAACAUGAGGACAUUUUCAUCAUGCUUUGAGACUUCCUAGACCCAUGGAAGGUAUUUUGAAUCAUUUUGAGAUCAUCAUUAUUUGGAAGGUUUUUUUGGCAAAGAUUUGACUUCUAGGGGUUCCAAGAGAACUUCCAAACCUUUUAGAAGUCAUUUGGGGCCAUUUUGGAACAAAAAUAAUUGUUGAGCCUUGAUGGGCUGCAAAGAUUGGAGAGCUGCAUGUCGCUUCAGAGUGCAUUUUGCCCAUUCCUGCUUUAGGAAUGCAAUGCCGUCCCAAUUCUGUUAACAGUUUCUCACUUGGAAACUAUUUCCAUAAGUCCAUUAAAACCCUGUUUGCCCCUCCCCAAUGCAGGGUAACCGUGUUUAUGAGCACCAAUACUUUUAGAUUGUAUAUGAAGCUACUACUAUAAGCAGUUACUAUGUUAAGGCCAGUUAAAUACAGACUUACUUUGGUUCAAAUAGGCAUAACUUCUACUUGUGGGGGAUUGCCAGAAGCUAGGAGAUAGUCAACAUGUUGCAGGCGCAGUGUAGGAAUAUAAGCGUUGGACAGUAAGUCUAGAAACCAGGCUUCCAAUCCCAAGUUUAAAUCCCUGCUCAGCCAUGGAAACCUAACUUGAUGAUCUUGGGCAGCCUAAGAUGAAGGCAAAGUUUUUCUGAACAAAUCUUGCCAAGAAUACCCCAUGUUAGGUUCACCCUUAGUGCUGCAUAAGUCAGAAACAACUUAAAGGUGCAUAACACCAACAGCUUUGAUGUGAGCAAAUGGGAAAGAUGUGCCUAACCUUGAGAGGAGUCAUUGUUAUCUAGCAAUACAUGGUUUUUGGCAGAAACAAACAGACUGGUGGUUAAGUCUUCUGGUAGGAAUGUGCAACUUGUGGGCUGAGGGUCUGACCACAGUGCCAUUCAUCAUUGAGGCUAAUGGCAGUUGCCUCUCAGCACCACAUGGAAUACUACAAGUUGCCUAUUCUGGCAAUCCUUCGGUUGUGGAGCAUACUUUAAUCCAAAAUAAAUCCCACUGUGUUUAAUUGGCCUUAACACUAUAGCAACUGUGUUUACAGUUGUAGCUUUACAGUGCAACCUGAAGCACAUGUGUGUAUGUGCCUUCAUGCUACCUGGCAACUCCAUGGAUUUUUCUAUGGGUUUCUUAUGCGAAGAAUAUUCAGAGGUGCUUUUGUCAGUUUCUUCCUCUGAAUUAUAGCCCGUGGCACUUGGAACCCAGAUGUAAUUUCCACUGAAUUCAGCAGAGCCUACUCUCAGGAUCUUUUCCCCAGAGCAGAAACACUGAAUUGCACUAUUUAUUACAUAAUGGUGAUACACCAGCUGAUCAUCUUUUUUGUAGUUGACUGAAUUUUACAUAACUCUGAAAGCAGAGUUAUAUUAAAUGUAUGCAAGCGCCUGUUAACAUACAAAAAGUGACAAAGAGAUAGCAUACAGAAAAUGUUUAUUAAAUAAGUGCUUCUGAUGAAAAUGCAUUUAGGGAUUCUAGUUACAUAAUAUAAAUGCAAAAAGUAAAUACAUGGUUUAUUUUACAAUUUAAAGUGCUAUUAAGGUGCAAUCCACUGAACUUCCAUGAACAUUUGGAUUUAUUUCAGGAUCUGGACACUACAUAGCUGCUUUUAUUGAUGGGUCUUAUUGCAGCAGCCAGGGAGCCCAGGUUGAUCUUGUUCUGUUCUGCCCAAAUGAGCAGCUGUUGACCAGAUGGUUGUCCUGUGUGCCUCUGUGUCUCCCAAAAUCCAUGGAAAGAUGGGAGUUUGCUAUUCUGUGGUCGCUGGUAUAAUGUAGCUGAGUUGUGGAUCAAGCCCUUAGGUAGAUUUUCUUGAAUAUAUUAAUAAAGCCAUAUCUGUACAAAAAUAGAGGUUUACAAGUUUUCAAUGUUUUAAUUGUGAGAAUCUGUGCAGCUGUGUGGUUUCUUUAAAAAAAGUUAAGAAAUUGAGCCCCAUAUCUUUUGGUUUUAGCUAAACAGUCUUGCUUUCCUUUUAUUCCAAAAAUACACUUGAGAUUUACUGAAACCACACCUUUUGUAAUACUGAACACCCAUGUGCUGAGCCAAAUAGAGGUUCUCUAUGACCCCACAUUUAAAUUUGUAUGUCUGCCUGUUUGGAGAACCACCUGUGCAAACAACUCCUGAGCAUUUAAUUCUUUCGAUUGUUGUGUACAUGAAGUCUUUUAAGAAUGAUUAAAUAUUACAUACAUUUCAA